This is a messenger RNA of Amphimedon queenslandica, 2361 nucleotides long. Its product is annotated as ABC transporter G family member 20-like. Gene Ontology annotation, molecular function: ABC-type transporter activity; ATP binding; ATP hydrolysis activity. The transcript is spliced from 20 exons. The record is from RefSeq and is a predicted model, not a curated record. Gene Ontology annotation, cellular component: membrane. NCBI's taxonomy places the organism in Eukaryota, Metazoa, Porifera, Demospongiae, Haplosclerida, Niphatidae. Bases 35 to 2230 code for a protein of 731 amino acids.
UACCUUUUGUUUUUGUAGCUGACGCGUACACAAGAUGGCAGCAAUUGAAGAGAGAGGAAAUCAAAUGGCAGUUGAAGUAAGAGGAGCAUACCGUUCCUAUGGAUCACUGUCAGUCCUUAAAGGCCUUAAUAUGGACGUGCCUAACGGCUGCAUCUAUGGUCUCUUGGGUGCUAGUGGAUGCGGGAAGACAACUCUUUUAAAGUGUAUCAUAGGCCGUCUCCAGCUAUCCGAGGGAUCAGUGAUAGUCCUAGGACAGGCCCCUGGAGCUAGGGGUCAUUCGAUACCAGGAAAGGAUGUCGGGUACAUGCCUCAGGAUUUAGCUCUAUUUGGUGAUUUCACAAUGUUGGAGACAAUGUAUUAUUUUGGUACGCUAUUUGGAAUGAGUCCUAAGAAAGUCAGAGAGCGCGGAAAAUUUCUUUUAGAAUUACUCGAGCUGCCCUCUGUUACUAAAACCAUUAAAAAAUUGAGUGGUGGGCAGCAGAGAAGGGUCUCAUUCGCAGUGGCAAUGUUACAGGAACCCCCACUGCUUAUACUCGAUGAACCCACUGUUGGUGUAGACCCUCUACUGAGAGCGAAAAUAUGGGAGCAUCUUCUUGAGCUGGUUCAGAGGACUAGGACUACCAUCAUUAUCACCACUCAUUAUAUUGAAGAAGCAAGACAAGCUCAUGUAGUUGGUUUGAUGAGGAAUGGUCUUUUACUGGCUCAGUCUCCACCCGAUGACCUCAUCAAGACUCAUGGAAUGACAACACUCGAGGAAGUGUUUUUAAGUCUUUGUCGUGAACAAGAGACACAAGAAAGGCCGCCAUCUCAGCUAUCGAUUCAACAUUCAUUCACAGCAUUAAAUGGAGGUGACGAGGAUCUUAAUGAAGAGACACCACUUUUAAAAUCCAAAAGAAAUAACAAAGCAAGCUGGACUAGUAAUGCUAAGAAAAUGUUAAAAUCAAUGUGUGAAUGUGAUCCUAUCAAUCCGUCCACCAUAUUACCUCGUCCAAGGAGCAUUGCUGCUCUCUGCUGGAAAAACUUCACUCGUAUUUACAGAAACCCUGGACUCCUCAUAUUCCAGUUCCUUCUUCCUGCCUUUCAGAUUGUAUUGUUUUGUUUAGCCAUUGGUGGCAAUUUCUCUGGAGUCAGUGUUGCCAUAAUGAACAGUGAUAGAGGAAUCAAUUAUUCUGAAGCAACGGGUAUGGGCGAGUACAUAUUCGACAAGUGCACUCCGUUUGAGAAUAUGGAUAAUUUUGGCUCUCUCUUUGUAUCGAAACUUGACGACAAGUCGUUAGAUUUUACGUAUUAUGAUAGUAUGACAGAUGCUGUGGAUGCUGUGAAGAAAGGCAAAGCAUGGAUGGCUAUAGUCAUACCAGAGAACUUCACUCAAGACAUGGUAGAGAGACUAGGAUCGAUAAUUCUACAGGACAACAUACCAGAUGAUAUUAUCAAUGGAUCCACUAUUGAAAUAUAUGAAGAUGUCACUGAUCUUCAGAUGACAUACACAUUGCAAAAUAAGACCACAGCUGCUUCUGAGCUUUUCCUUGAAGCUUUCAUUAAUAAUUGCAACAUUUCUAAAAAAGAUAUUUCAUCUCCACUCCAGGUCCACAAUCCACCAGUUUACGGCGGCUUUCAUCUCUCAUACACAGACUAUGUUGCACCUGGAAUGAUUGUCAGUAUAACAUUUGGUAUGUCCAUUGGUCUAACUGCUCUCUCAUUUGUCAUUGAGAGAAAGGAGGGCCUCUUGGACAGGACGUGGGUAGCAGGUGUCAAUGUGACAGAGAUGGUUAUAGCCCAAAUCCUCACACAGUGCAUCAUUCUCUUUGUACAGAGCACUAUACUCAUAAUACUGGUCAGGUUUGCUUUCAAGGUGUAUAUGGUGCAUCUAAGAAGUAUAUUUUUAGUUGAGUUAUUGACAAUGCUGCAAGGAUUGACAGGAAUGGCAUAUGGUCUAUUGAUAUCCUCUUUAUGCCAGCAAGAAACAUCAGCAAUGCAAAUAAUGGCCGGAUCAGUUUACCCUGUUCUCCUAAUGAGUGGUAUCAUAUGGCCACUGGAAGGGAUGCCCAAGUUCUUACGGUACAUCAGUUAUGCUCUGCCUACAACUUAUGCGGCUGAAGCAAUGAGAUCAAUAAUGGGAAGAGGAUGGGGCUUAGCUGAUAUGUUUGUAUGGAGAGGGUUCACCAUAACUAUUGCCUGGUUCUUAUUAUUUGGAGUAUUAGCUACCAUUGGUCUAAGACUAAGAAAAUGAUGAACUAAUGAUAAUAAUACUACACAGAAUAAUAACCAUAAUGUUUAUGUGUGUAUAUAUGUUAGUCUGCUAGAUAGUGCUAAUUUUUAAUGAUAUAAUAGUUAUUUAUUAUUAGUUUCCAAUAUUGAGAA